UCACACGCUCUCCCUCUUUCUCCCCACUCCCAGUCCCCCCCCCCCCCCCCUUCCCCCUUCGGUUCAGUCCUCCUCCCGCUCCUCGGUCGAAGGUCCAGUCUAUGGCUCCGUCUCCGACGAAGCACGGCCGGGACCAAGCUUUGGAUUUCCAGGGAUUUUUGAAUGAUUUGCAGGAUUGGGAACUGUCACUCAAGGACAAAGACAAGAAAAUGAAAUCCCAAGUCUCCAACAAGGCGUCGUCUUCGUCGAGAACUGCAGCAGUUGGUGAGGAGAAAAGAACAGCUGGAGUAAAUUCUAAAGUUGGUGGCGGUAGCAACACAGGAUGGCAUAAUUCUUCAAGUAAUUAUAAGUUGUCAAGUAGUCUAUCGAGUACUUUCUCAACUGAUGAGUCUGUUCCUGAUGCAACUUCAGAGAAAGAACUGGGUAAUGAGUUCUUCAAGCAGAAGAAAUAUAAUGAAGCUAUAGAUUGUUAUUCAAGAAGCAUUGCCUUUUCACCAACAGCUGUAGCCUAUGCAAAUAGGGGAAUGGCCUAUCUUAAGAUCAAAAGAUUCCGAGAGGCUGAGGAGGAUUGUACAGAGGCCCUAAACUUGGAUGAUCGCUACAUUAAAGCAUACUCACGCCGAGCAACAGCUAGAAAAGAACUCGGGAAAUUUAAGGAAUCUUUUGAAGAUACUGAAUUUGCCCUUCGUCUGGAGCCGGACAAUCAGGAAAUCAAGAAACAGUAUGCUGAGGCUAAAGCUAUGUAUGAAAAGGAGAUUCUUAAGAAAGCGUCUGGAGCAUUGCAGAGAUCUGUGGAGCGUAUGCAGAAAGGAGGGAAGGCAGAGGAUGGGCAGCAUGUUACUUCAACCUCAAGCAGUGGUCAGAAGACGGGAGCGAGUAAAAUUCAAGAUCAUAGCGAGAAGAGCAAUGGAUCACUAGCUUUAAAGCCUGCUGCAAUUAUAGAGGAAGUAAAGACCAAAAGGACGGUCACUGAUCGUAAAACAGAGCCGAAGGACUAUUCUCUUAAAAAUGAUACUCCAAUUUCAGCAUCAGAGGAUUUAAAGAGGAAUGCCAGAAAUGGGAAGCAAAAACUGAGGGCAUCUGUGCAAGAACUUGCAAAUCGAGCAUCUUCUCUUGCAGUGCUGGAAGCUGCAAAGAAUAUUACCCAGCCAAAGUCGGCAUAUCAGUUUGAAGUUGCAUGGAAAGGAUUCUCUGGAAACCGUUCUCUACAGGCUCAACUGUUAAAGGUUACUUCUCCCGGCUCCCUGCCCCAGAUAUUCAAGAAUGCAUUGUCCACUCCCCUUCUUAGUGACAUCAUCAAAUGUGUUGCUACCUUUUUCAGUGAGGAUGUGGAACUAGCUGUCGGCUAUUUAGAUAAUCUAACCAAGGUUCCUAGAUUUGAUAUGCUCGUCAUGUGUCUUUCAUCUGCCGAAAAAUCUGAACUCACAAAGACUUGGGAUGAGGUGUUUUGUGGAGAGGCUACUCCGAUCGAGUACGCGGAGAUCCUCGAUAGCCUAAGUUUGAAGUACGGCGUCAAACGCUGAGGGGUAUAAUUUUUCUUUUCUUUAUUAUUCGGGGAAUCUGGGGUUCGUCGGACUAAUUCUCGAGGCUUCGUGAACUCCCGACGACACACGGAGUGGGUAAUCACGCUAAAUGUGUUCUGGUGGCUUCAAAGAGUGUCGAACCCUGAAUCAGGUAGAUAUGUGAACUCAUUUUUAACCACUAGGUCAAACUCCGUAGAGUUGGAUCAACAUUUUUUUUUAUCGAAACGGUCAUGAGGAUCCUUCAUAUAUCAAUUGCAAAAAUAAAUGUAAGAAAAAUGCCCAAUCGAAUAUUACAAGAGUGGAAUAUAAUAGUUUAUUCGCAAGGCAAUCUACAAAGGAAAAAUAUUGUGAGAAGAUCACGUCAAAAUAAACACAAUUACAAUUGAAGGUUGUCAUCUUGAAACAGUAAAUCCUGAUCACGACGUUUGUAGUAUUUCACGGGAUAGGGAUCCUCAGCCUUGUCCAUAAUUUAUGGCGAAAUUUCACUUUCACGAAAAAAAGUGUAACAAACAAGGUGUUUUGGGCUGGUAUCUGAAUGCAAGAUCUCAUCACAGAUCACAAUUUAUAGAUAGUCAAACCUAUGGAGCUAGAGCAGCUAAGCACUAGAGCACCUAGAUCACUUCAAACCAGCGGCCGUCAGUCAAGCUUAAUCAACAUAACUCCAAACAGCCCCAAUCCCAAGACAGCCAAACCUACGGAGCUAGUGCAGCUAAGCAGCUAGAGUUCCUUCGAUCAGUUUAAACCAACAACUCUAAUAAGGGAACCGAAACUAUUCAAAUGAACAACAAAAAAUAUGAUACAACAGGAGUUGUAUCAACUAGCAUAGCUGCAAUUCAAAUAUUAAAUCUAGUGUUGGCGGGUAGGGUGGAUUUUCCCCCGUCAGCAACACAUUAAAGAAAAUUUUAAUAUUCUUAAUUUUAUUGAAUUUAAAUAUAUAAAUCUCUUUUCUCGAUGUAUACCACUUGAUAUUCGGAAGUCUACUAGAUUAGACUAAUCUAGAUUCAAGUGAGAUCGAACCAUUUAAGGUUAAAACUCUUCCAAUCAUGAAUUUUCUAGUCACAAGACUCAUGCUCAAUUAAGGAUACCAAAUGCCAAUUUACUUAACUCGCGAUGAUAAAAAGUCUAUUCCUAUUCGUUAGCAAUUUAAAUUGUCUCUUUUUAUUAGUGAUUUUUUACAUUGAGUACCACUUGAUACUCGAAAGUCCAAUGGUUCGAUUAAUAUGAGCUUGGGCGAGGUUGACCCACUAAGGGAUAUAUCUUCUCCCAAGCAUGAUUUUUUUUUCUAGUCACAAGACUCACUCCCGAGGUCUUACCAUAGGAUUAUAAGCGCCGACUCAUCUAAAAUCAACUCAUGUUAAUAUAAAGCUAUUUAAAUUCGUCACUAAUUUAAGUAGCUUUUUUAAUUUGAGGCAUUAGAAAUAUCCUUUUAAUAAAUUUUAACCUAUUGCGAGGAAGCUCGUCCACCUAAAAUUAGCGGAUCACUUAAAGCCUAUUAUAUUGCGUCAUGAUACUUUAAUUAGAAAUGUUGAAAAUUCAGAUCAAGAUUAUCGGAAAGAAAGUGUUAGCUUUUAUAAAAUAUUAAUUAGUACAAUAUUUUAAAAAAUAUGGAUCAUUUACUAAUCAAAUGAGUGUUCAUAAUUUUUACACAUAAAUAGUUGUAUCAUAAUUUUAAUUCUACUACAUAUUAGUUAUUACGCAGACUACUAUAACAAAUCAAAAAAUUCAUGAAUUUUUUUCUCUGAUCCUUGGCAUCGUGCGGGUGCAAUAAAUGAUAUAUACCAAUAUUUAAAACAAAAUACACUUUUAGAUAAAAUAAAACCAUUAAGUAUCAGUAUAUAAACCAAAAUUUGGAUAAAAGUAUUUAAAAAGUUGUAAAGGUAUUUUUUUUCAUAGAUAUAAAUGUGAAAAUUUUUAUAAAAGAAGUUAGUACGAAUGCCAAGUGGACAGCUAUCGUAUUCACAUUUUCCCCCCUAAAUCGUGAGAUUUUCUAGUGGUUAAAAAUUUAGUCGAAUGGAAUUUAUAUUUUUCAUAUUUCCUUGAAAUGGUAGAACUUGGUUACAAUUUCUUUUUUUUUUUUAAUGAUUAAUGAUACCUUUGGUUACUAUUUUCAAUAAAUCAUCGUCAAUAAACUAGUUAAAUUUAAAAACAAAAUAUUUGAAAUCAUUUCUAGAGUUUAUCAAUAUGAAUUUAACAUAGAAAGCUUUCGAAUUGUGUUAUCUUAUUAACAUAUGCUUACCAUCGAUACAUAUUGCAUUGCCUCUCUUUUACUUUUUCGAACAUUAGCCGUGGUAUUCUCAGGAAAUUAACUAUAGAAAGAAGCUGCAAAACGAACUGUCCCUUUGAUAAUGAAGCUGUGUUCAAUUAUUGUGCCAACAAAAAUUGUGCGAAUAUCUACAUUAGGCAUAGACAGAAACUAUUGAGGGGAGCAAUCCAAAAUUAUUAAUUAUUGGUGACUGCAUUUGCCAGUUGAUACUGUUAUGGGUCCCAAAUCAAUCGCCCACUUGGGUUGCCCAAAAUCUUCAACUUUUUGGACUCUUAUUUGAGGAGAAAUUCUCAGACACGAAGAUUAAAAAGAGAAACAAAAGAACCACACCCGGGAUUUACGUGGUUUGCAACAAUGCUGUGUGAUCUUUAUGUUCAUGGAUAAAGGAGGUUCAAACAAUAUUUACUCAUUCAAUAGUUAAUUAUGCGUGUGGAAUAUAUAAAUAUGUAUUAACGUAAUCCUAAAUAGCCGAAAUAAAUCAUAUUUACAAAUAUAUAUAUAUAUAUAAUUCACUAACAACUUAAUAAAAUUUGAUGGGUUCAAACAACAGAGGGCAUAGUGCUGUGAUAGAUGCCUUCAUCGGAUAAUUUAGAGGUUUUUCUAUUCGAUUCUUGUGAUGAAAUAUGUGUCUUUUUAUUAGAUUUUUCAUUUAUUUAUACAAGACUCAUACUUUUUUUAUAAAUAAAAAAAGAAAUUAAUCAACCCUGGUUAUAUAAUCGAGGUCGUCCCGUAAAAUUUAAGACAGUCUGACAAGUCCUAAUUCUGAGAGGUUGGACCUGCGUAAAUGAGUGAUGUUUUAAAGAGAGAGAAGACAAGAAAUAUGGUUAAAAACCAGAUGUCAAUCAAAUGAUUGGAAGGUAGCACUCUUUUUUUUUUUUAAUGUACAUAUAUUACUUGAUAUUAGAAAAUUCAACGGGUCAAACUAAUUCAAUAAGAGUAAAAAAUCUUCAAAUUAUAGAUAUUUUUUUCUCUAUUCAAAAGAUUCAGAUUUGAUAUUUUUGUUAAGAAGAAAAGGUACCGAAUCGAAUGAACGAACUCAACAGUGCUUAGAGAAAUGAUGUUUUCCCUGUGUUUGCAUGGAGGAAGACAAAAUAACUGCACAACCCAACAAAUUAGCAGUUCUAGCAAACCCACACUCUCCUUGUUUUCUCUUCUUUCCCCUCACCUCACCUCCACUCACUGCCACAUCCAUCUCUUGUUUUCUUCAAUAUCCUGAUAAGUCUCCAAGGUCGAUCAUGCCCUAAUAAAACCAAACACAACCUUCAAUGUCUAAGUUGAUUGAUUGAAAAAGAAUUGAUUGAGAAAGGUCGAUAUGCUCGGGGUGCAAACGAUCCUCUCCUCUGGUUCGCGAAAAGCCGGGGUUACUGUGCUAGAUGAAGACUUGGAUUUGAUCCAUUAGUUUUAUAUCUUCUCAAUUGAAGAUUUAGAGGUACAUCAAAAUGCAAAUGGUUGCGAUUUUUUUUCCCCAGAAGUGAAUGAUCCAAAUCAUGAAACAAAAUCACAAAUUAAAGGGAGUUUAUUGAAUCCUAUAACCCGUCAAGAAAUCAAUCAUAUGAUUUUUAUACUUUUGCCUGUUACAUCAUGAGACCAUGUAAGAAGCGCUCUCUCUUCACUUUGCUAAUGUCGAAGAUCCAAUGACCGCGCUAACUUUGGAACCAUGUAACACGUACACAUAUAUUAUAUCACAACUAUAUGCGUGUAUUUAGGGUUUUUUUUUCCUGUCAUAAGGGAAGCUCAUGAACUCAUUACAAUGAAAUGAAAAUCCUAGUUAUCUAAUAAAGGGGCAAGAAUAGUCCUAUAGCGAAAAUCGAACCUGUAACAUUUUGGGUAAUAGGCAAGAAGAGGUGUGAUGAAAAGAGUAGAGAGAAUAUUUCAAAAUGUAAAUCCAUAUAUGUAAUUAACUGCUUUUAAUACUUACUGUAAUGAGUUACAUUCUGGUCAUUGAGCUGGAGAGAUUUGAAAUGCAACAUAACAAAAGAUAGAUCUCUCGAAACACAAUAGAAUGUAACGUAAUGACACGCAAUGACAAGACGACUAUAUAUGUAGAUGUAGCACUAGUCAAAGAAAUGCAUACUUAGAGCUAUUGGAAAUUAAGGUUCAUCAAGACAUGUAUAUGUAAGUAAAUCACUUGAAGCAAGCACGAUGAAUCGAUCCUUCAUCUCCCAUGUUGUCUUCAGGUUGUGUCGUUGUGUUUUCAAUGUCCAACAAGCACAUCUCGGCAUGGAUGAUUUCAAAUCGGGAAGUAAA
Punica granatum (pomegranate) is the source of this 6033-nucleotide messenger RNA. NCBI's taxonomy places the organism in Eukaryota, Viridiplantae, Streptophyta, Magnoliopsida, Myrtales, Lythraceae. The record is from RefSeq and is a predicted model, not a curated record.